Messenger RNA from Anastrepha obliqua, 1701 nucleotides. RefSeq lists its product as uncharacterized. The transcript is spliced from 4 exons. Bases 637 to 1221 code for a protein of 194 amino acids. NCBI's taxonomy places the organism in Eukaryota, Metazoa, Arthropoda, Insecta, Diptera, Tephritidae. The record is from RefSeq and is a predicted model, not a curated record.
UGUACAUAUUUAAUCUCACAUUUUAUUACCAGUAUUCUUGUAAUCAAAUAUCUCUAUUAAUGUACGCAGAGAAGUAGAUAACGUAGACAUACUGUAGCUUUAUUGCUUCACUUCGAAAGUCCUUUUGAAAAUCGCAAAUUUUAGUUUUUUUUCUUCCACUCCAGAUAGACAAACGGUGUAUGACUUUUGUUGUAGAGCAUUAGUCUGUGAACAAUCGUCGCCGUAUCGCCCCCACUAGUGGACAGCCAGUGUGGUAAAAUUAACAAAGGUCCCGUAACAAACGUAGUGUAAAAUACUUGUCAUAAUGUUAAGAGUGCCCAGCACACUUACCUACAGUGUCGCCAUCGGUGUUAGUAUAACACUCGUUCACUGGUGCUACCGGCAAUGGAAGAAUCGUAAACCAAAGCCUGAGAUAUGGCGUCGUAUUGGCACUUUGGACCAAAUCAACAUAUUUCCCAUAAACUAUUGUGCACCACUAAAAUUUGAUGCCGACGCUGAGGUCAAAUGCGAUAUGUUUGGCUUAAAAUUAAAUGGUUGUCGCGAUCGUGCACUUGUCAUAGUCAGCGAUGCAAAUGAGAUGAUCACCGAAGAAACUUAUCCACUUAUGGUGUUGAUUAACACAAGUGUGCGCCUGGUAUGGAGACGAUCACGUUGGAUAUGAGCAUUUUUAAAUCAGAAGUCGAACAAUUCGGGUUGAUGGUGCGAACCUCAUUAGCAAAGGUGUAUUUUGUUGGUGCAGAAUAUGGCAAAUGGUUAUCCAAGUUUCUUCUAAAUAAAGAUAGUGGCAUACGACUGAUCCAUUAUCCAAUAAAGAGACCUGUUAAGCCAAUUAAUUCACGUAUGCUUCGACCGCCUUAUAUUUCGAAAAAGGGUACCAAUAGUGACCCCAUCUGCCUGAUGCUUACAAAUUUAUCAUCAGCUGAGGAAAUAAGCGCUCGCCUACGACGAUCGCUAGAUCCGUUGAUGUUUUAUGGUAGUUUCCACCUGAAAAUGGACGUUCACCACCCCUUUACUGAGGAAUUUUCGAAGUGGGUAAAAAUUGGAGAUAAAGUAAUUUUUCGUGUGAUAACAGAUGAGAAGACAGCAAACCAUAAUCCCGAUGGCGAUCUCGCCAAUACGUUAAAGAAAAACUUUCUUAGCACAGCAUUUGUCGUUUACCUGGGCUUACGCGCCGUGGGAACUAUCGAGAAGGGCGCAGUGAUCUACGUUCCGGAUAACUGAAGAGAUUUAAUACAGCGAUAGUACACAAUAAUACUUAUAUUUAUUACAUUAUUUUAAAAGAUUUGCUUAUUGUACGAGUAUAACAAACUAACUCAAGAAACAAACUCUUAAACUGCAAGAAAGAUAGGAACGAUCUAGAUAAUAAUUACAGUGAUUAUAUAAAUAAUUAAAAUAAAAAAUAAUACUCAUUGGAAGUUAAAUUUAAUAUCGUUCAACUAAAAUUGCAACAUUGCACAGCUUCUGAAUAUUUUUUUUUUGGUAACGCUGGAAAAACUCUUGCUUUAUUUGUGUGGGCGUCUGCCGAGUAUUCCGGUACCGUUGAUCAAAUUGCAAUACUCGUCGCCUUCGCUCUUUUACUCUCACUUUAGCUUUAUUUAUUAAAUUUACUUUUUUUUUUCGCCGGUCAGGCAGCUGUUAUUGUACAUAUUUCAUCUAACGUUUUAUUGCCAGUAUUCUUAUGAACAAAUAUCGCUCUCUUUA